AUGGCUGCUUAUCUUGUCUGUCUCACCUCUGGGGGAGGAAUUCCUCUUUUUACACGCUCUAAGGGGGACCUGAAACCGGUAAGCUCCUUAAGUUUACCCUUCCCAGUUAUUGGUUCUCUGAAUGCUGUUCACAUGUUUGCAAGUAAUCAUGGAGCGGAAUUAAGAUCAACAACCACAGAUGGAUCCAAAGUGGUGUGGAAAGAUUAUUUGAACAGUAUAACAUUGAUAAUUAUUACAAGUGAAGAUAAUGCUGAUGAUUGCCAUCUAAGAAAACUAUUAGAUAAUAUAUUCUACUCUAUGGUACUCCUUUAUGGUGAAGAUGAGUUGGCCAAUAUUAAAAAUUUAGAGAGAUUUAAACGAGAGAUUAAGGUGAGUGAAAGACACAUCUUGAAUAUCUAG
Lottia gigantea (owl limpet) is the source of this 399-nucleotide messenger RNA. RefSeq lists its product as hypothetical. Bases 1 to 399 code for a protein of 132 amino acids. The transcript is spliced from 3 exons. The record is from RefSeq and is a predicted model, not a curated record. NCBI's taxonomy places the organism in Eukaryota, Metazoa, Mollusca, Gastropoda, Lottiidae. Gene Ontology annotation, biological process: vesicle-mediated transport; non-motile cilium assembly.